AUGCUGUACCGCAACGCCGCUGCCCGCUCCGCGCUCCGCGCCCUCCAGAGCUCCAAUGUCUCUGUGGCUCGCUCUUCCCUGGGUAACCAGAUCUUCAAGGCCCAGAUGACCUCCUCUGCCCGCAAUGCGAUCCGUCCUUCCGUCUCGCCCAGCUUCGCGCUCGCCGCUCGCAAGCCCGUCACCACUGCCCUUGUGCGCCACUCUUCCUCUUCCGCCAAGGAUGACGACGACGUUGACGUUAUGGCCGGUAUGAAGUCCGAGGCUAAAGUCAUCAAGGAGACUUUCAGCUUGAACGACGUUCCCAAGGAGGCUCUCUACCUCGGUAUGGCUGGUGUCGUUCCCUACGUCGCGACCUCGCUCCAGUCUGCUUUCCUCUCCUACGAGAUCAGCCGCGCUGCUUCUCUCGGUGAUGGACUCAUCUUCUCCGGCCAGUCCGCUGAGCUGAUGCUGCACAUGCUCGAGCCCAUCCAGGUCGGCUACGGCGCUGUGAUCCUCUCCUUCCUCGGUGCCGUCCACUGGGGUCUUGAGUGGGCUGGCUACGGCGGCAAGUUCGGCUACCGCCGUUACGCCGCCGGUGUGGUCGCCCCCGCUGUGGCCUGGCCUACUCUGCUCUUCCCCGUCGAGUACGCUCUGAUCUCCCAGUUCAUGGCCUUCACCUUCCUGUACUACAACGACGCCCGCGCUGCCGCCGCCGGCCGUGCCCCCCCACUGAAGAUCCAGCAGGUCAUCACCUCUGAGCACACCAUCAAGGACAAGAUCAACGCUCUAAUCUUCCUGCAGAAGAAGGAGAAGGAGGAGGCUGACGCUCGCCGCCGUGGUGAGAUUGAGGAGUCCGAGUAA
Penicillium brevicompactum is the source of this 840-nucleotide messenger RNA. Its product is annotated as DUF3429 domain-containing protein. The transcript is spliced from 5 exons. Lineage: Eukaryota; Fungi; Ascomycota; Eurotiomycetes; Eurotiales; Aspergillaceae. The record is from RefSeq and is a predicted model, not a curated record. The coding region runs from base 1 to 840 and encodes 279 amino acids.